Molecule: messenger RNA, 1042 nt
Organism: Eriocheir sinensis (Chinese mitten crab)
Lineage: Eukaryota; Metazoa; Arthropoda; Malacostraca; Decapoda; Varunidae
Gene: Ppt1
Product: palmitoyl-protein thioesterase 1-like
Exons: 7
Biological process (GO): protein depalmitoylation; receptor-mediated endocytosis
Cellular component (GO): lysosome
Molecular function (GO): palmitoyl-(protein) hydrolase activity
Source: RefSeq, a predicted model, not a curated record
CUGAUGGAGUGCCGUUGCAAAGGCGAAACACAACACAGGAAGACGAAGGAAGCAUUGAAAAAAAGCAACGGCCCCUCUUCAACAGUACUGAGUCAACAGAUGUCAACCCUCCCGUGAGUGUGGGAGGCCGUCAGCUGCAAGGCGACGAGUUGUGUGGUUCAGGACCAUCUGGGGCAGGGCCAAGGCUGAUAUGGCACCCACUCAAGGCCUUACUUCGCCAUAAACAACCAGAGUACGGCUGUCAAUACCUCGAUUCCACUUUGAGACAGCUAGCAGGUUGAAGACGCAGGAUGAAGAGCGUACGGCUCACACUUCCCCUGCUGCUUGUGGUCCUCCUCGGGUGUCAUGCCCAGGACAAGCCAACGCCCGUCGUCUUAUGGCAUGGCAUGGGAGACACAUGCUGUUUUUUCUUCAGCAUGGGCCACAUCAAGAAGUUAAUUGAGGAGAGGAUACCAGGCAUAUAUGUCCGAUCUCUCAUGAUCGGUGACAACAUUCUUGCUGAUGAGGAACAUGGAUACUUUGGGAAUGUAAACACACAGGUGGAAGAGGUAUGUGAAAAGCUGGCUAAUGACACUGAGCUUCAAGGUGGUUACCAUGCCAUGGGGUUCUCACAAGGAGGGCAGUUCCUCCGUGCCGUGGCAGAGCGUUGCCCUGAGCCAGCUAUGCAUAAUCUCAUCACAUUUGGUGCCCAACAUCAAGGGGUGUUUGGGAUUCCAAACUGCUCCCCCAACGACACACGCUUCUGUGAAUAUGUUCGCAAGAUUCUAAACCACGGAUCUUACAUAUCUUGGAUUCAAGACAGCCUUGUUCAAGCACAGUACUGGCAUGACCCCAUACAUGAGGAAGAAUAUCGCAACUAUUCAAUUUUCCUGGCUGAUAUUAACAACGAAAAGGUGGUGAAUGAGGAGUAUCGCACCAACCUAAUGAAGUUGGACAACUUUGUCAUGGUGAAAUUCUUAGAGGACUCAAUGGUGGUGCCUCGUGAGAGUGAAUGGUUUGGCUUUUAUGCACCAGGCCAAGAUGUAGAAGUCCUUCCUCUUCA